UUUUUUACUCAUAAUACAUAUGAUAUAUUAAAUAAACUUAGCAUGUAUAUAUAUAUAAGGCCAUUAGCAGAGAAGAAAACCCAAUCAAUCAUUUAUCUAACAAUAUAUAGCAUAUAAUCAAAAAUAUUAAGGGAACUCUCUGUUUCAUUGCAAAUUAGGUUAUCAGUCAAUAUUCAAUAGCCAUGGCUUAUGAAAGAGUCCACAGCCGCGGUGCAGAUCAUCACCUAAGACAAUCAGGAGAUUUAAUAAGUUCUCUUCCAGAUGAGAUUCUUCAACAAAUCCUCUCCUUAAUUCGGACCAAGUUCGCAAUCAGAACUUCCAUCUUGUCUAAACGAUGGAGGCAUGUCUGGUUAGAUACACCUUCUCUCUCCUUUGAUAGCUUUUCGCUGAAGGCUCAUACCAUAAACCAAACCCUAGCUCGCUACACGGCUCGCAAGAUGAAAACGUUUCAUAUCUGUACACGCAUGAGACAGAAUGUUCCAUACAUUGACACGUGGAUAAAGUUCGCCAUGUCCCGGAACGUGGAGAAUCUGACGUUGCGUUUCGAUCAUCUUCCAUCCUCCAAUAUGCCUGAAUUCUUCUACAAUAAUUCUUCUGUUGAACAACUUAGCCUUGAGUUGCACUUUUCUCCUAUGAUUCCCAUAUGCUAUGUGCCUUGGACAUCACUCAAAAAGCUAUCAUUGAGUUCUUGCAAGCUCUCUGAUGAAUGUACUGCUACGAUUCUAUCUUGCUGUCCCAUUCUCGAGAGCGUAACUUUGGAUUCAUGCGAUCAACUGAAUGUUCUUGAUCUCAGCAAAUCACAGCACUUGACAACAUUAGAGAUAGAUCAAUCUCUAGGGCCAACACAGAUUGUGGCCCCAUAUAUCCGUUAUCUCAGUUUGACCAACUUUAAGUUGCCAUGUACUUUAGUCGAUGUCUCCUCUUUAACCGCAGCUAUACUAGAGACUAGCUUAUGCUUAUUUAAGAACCUGAAGUCAGAAGAUAUUCUAGUAGUGUUGCUAAAAAUGCUAGAGAAGUUGCGGGAUGUAGAGAAGCUUACUUUUAGUGCAAAAUUUCUCCAGACUUUAUCUCUUGCACUGGCGCUGGGACGUUGUCCUUUUCCGAGUGUCAAGGUCAACGAUUUGACUUUGGAGACAACUCUCUCUAGUGUUGAAUUUCCUGGCAUAGAAAAGCUUCUGCAAAACUCACCUGGAGUAAAGAAGCUAACUCUACACGUACUGGAACCUGGAACCGUACCGCUAUUGAUACCUAUAAUGAACAUAGACUACCAGAAUCUGGAGUCGGAACAUGUGGUUUCCUUCAUCAAAGUUUUGCUUAAAUUCACAAAGACGUUAGAGAAGGUGGUCGUAAGGUUGGCAUGCUAUAUUGAUGGAAGAGGCUUUGAAGAAUUGCUUGGAAUGGUUUCGAUGCUUUCCCACGAGUACAAUGUCUCUAUUGUUCUUAGCUCAACCUGCCGAAUCAGAGGGCGUAGCCUUGAAUGUUAUUGAAUAUUUUAUAUCAAACCUCAGUAGUUUAAAUAGCAAAGUUUUUCUAUUUCUUUAGGUUUGUUAUAACUCUAGUAAGGAAAUAAUUAUGCAAUGUGACGAAUUAUUAUUUUUGAAUUAUGAUUCAUACCAAUAUUUUCAUUAGGGGGUGGACAAAAUAUCCGGAUCUUCUGGAAAACCUAAUCAAACCCAACGCGAAAAAACAGCAUCGGACCUGAAACAAGGGUGAUUAAAUAUCUGAAUGGAUUCAAAAUUCUAGUACUUGAAUAACUGACUGGAACCGAAAUAUUUUAGAAGGUGUCCAAUGAUAAUUAAAUCACAAUUUAAGUAUAUACAUUAUUUUAGAUUUUGUAUCUAUAACAAAUUCAAAUUACAUGAUAAUUUUCUAAAAUACUCACAAGUAAAUAUCUAGAAAUAGCCAAAAUGCGGAAAAAACAGAAAUAUCAGAAAUACCUAUUUAUUUUUGGAAAAUUGCCAAAUAUGGCUCACAACUUGAUUUAUAAUGCAAAAGUAAAAUCAAACUUGAAUCAAAUGCAAAAGUAACCUAAAAGGUUAUUGAAAUUACAACUAGCCCCUUGUGAACAAACAAAAAAACCGAAAUAUUUUAGGAGGUGUCCAAUGAUAAUUAAAUCACAAUUUAAGUAUAUUCAUUAUUUUAUAUUUUGUAUCUAUAACAAAUUCAAAUUACAUGAUAAUUUUCUAAAAUACUAACAAGUAAAUAUCUAGAAAUAGCCAAAAUGCGGAAAACACCAAAAAUAUCUGAAAUACCUAUUUAUUUUUCACCUAAAAGUUCAAAUGGAACUAACUUUUAUGUUCUAGAAAUACGUGAAAAGAAUUUAAAUUUCUAUCCCCGAAAACCCAAAAUCCGAAUAGACUUGAACCAAACCCGAGUAGAUGAUACCUGAGUGAUCAACCCUAGUUUUCAUAUCUGAUUCAGAUUUCGCGGUCUGGCCGAUAAAUCAAGAUGACCCAUAAAUAAUUUGGUUUGAAAAACUUUUUAAUUAAAAUUUUACCAUUAACCCAUGAUUGGAUGCUAGUUGCCCGAUAAAAACCUAGAAAAUAAAACAUAAUGGUAUUUUGAAAAAAAAGUAAAAUUUUAUAUACUAUUUAAUAAAACAAAAAAAUAAAUAAAUAAAUUUCUUAAUUCUGAUGAAACUUUUUCUAUAUUAUUUUGAUGAAAAUGAAGAGAAGGAUAAGAUAUUUAUUUAUUGACAAGUUAAUGACAAAUAGAGUCCGGGUAAAUCCGUCUAAGAAAAAAAUAACUAACCUGAAAAGCAUUAAUUUCAUUCAAUUAAAUAUAAACUUGCCCUUCCUCCUCACCAUAACAAACAAUCUUGCGUAUGGGGAAGAUACAACUCAUGGGGUCAAGGAACUUACGGAGGAGGGAGACAUCGUUACACUCGGAACUGGAACCUUUAAAGUGGGCAAUGGAGAGCAUGAUACAACACUCGACUUGUCAAGAGUUUGGGACGGACUGCAAGGAUCUGAUAGCAAUGAUGGAACAGCCACAAGAUUGACCCAACUUCUCAACUGAGCUGGAAAACAUUCAAACUCUUCGGUUGUGUUUUUCAGACUUCAAGAUUACCUAUAUUCCGAGGACGCAGAAUGAGAUUGCGGAUGCGCUUGCUAGAAAUGCACGUUCUUUUCAUAGAUCAUUAUGUUUUAUUGGUUGUUCUAUUCCGGUCUGGCUUCCCAGACCACCUCAAGUUUGAGUAAUAGAAGAGCCGUUUGCUGUAAAAAAAAAAAAAAAACAAACAAUCUUGCGUCUUCUCCAAGAA
Molecule: messenger RNA, 3262 nt
Organism: Brassica napus (rape)
Lineage: Eukaryota; Viridiplantae; Streptophyta; Magnoliopsida; Brassicales; Brassicaceae
Product: putative F-box/LRR-repeat protein At3g18150
Exons: 3
Coding region: 183-1487 (434 amino acids)
Molecular function (GO): protein binding
Source: RefSeq, a predicted model, not a curated record